This is a messenger RNA of Lachancea dasiensis, 438 nucleotides long. The record is from the annotation of a GenBank genome assembly. NCBI's taxonomy places the organism in Eukaryota, Fungi, Ascomycota, Saccharomycetes, Saccharomycetales, Saccharomycetaceae.
AUGGUAUUGCCAAUAGUGAUCGGAUUGGGAGUUUCGGCUGUAGCCCUGACAGUACGAUCUGGCCUGAGAGCUUGGCAAAUCUACAAAAGGCUCACGCCACUAAUGAUUGCAAAGUUGAACGGUGUUCGAGUUUCUCCUACACCCUCGUCCUUCGAGAAGCACAGUUCGAGUCGCUACCGCGACCUGUCUCCGCAGCUGAAGGCGCAAUUACACCAAUACGGCGGCGGCUUCUCGACGAAAAUGACUGAGUCAGAAGCGCUACUUAUCCUAGGUAUUGUCGGACGGGAAAUUGAAUCGCUAGAUGUACCACUACUGAAAAGCAAGCAUCGCAGAGCCAUGGUCCAAAACCAUCCUGAUCGUGGAGGCAGCCCAUUCCUAGCUAUGAAGAUAAAUGAAGCAAGAGACGUAUUGAGUCAUAGUAUUAUGUUGAAAAAAUGA